AGGAUAUUAGCGUGACCUUUUAUACGUGUGGGAUAUUAUACUAUUAUACGCGUGGAAACUGCUCAAACACACUGAAAACAGUUCCAUCGAGUUCUUUCCACCGCUUUCGCACCAUUUUCCUGUCUUUGAAGUACGAAAACUUCGCCACAAUGUUCCUUACUUUUCCCGCAGUCGGUGCGCCAGGGGAACGAUGCACAAGUUCGAAUUUAAUGGAAUCCACCAACUCGCGUGCAAUGUGGAAAUCGUCCUCGAGAUGUUGACGAAUCUUACGCUCCGUCACUUCCGGCGUCUCGUUACCUGAAGCGUUGUCUUCCGGAACACUGGUGAACAUAAGAUUAUUUCUCAUGCUCUGUGACUGGAGAUACGAAACAUCAUCGCGCAAGUCUUCUCGCUCCUUCUCGAGCUCGUCGAUACGUGACGCCAUCUGCGCUGCGUGGACGUCCGCCCCGUCCACCUUGUCUUCAACCCGCUUCACUCGAUCGUCCAGCUUCUUCAUCCGCUCGUCCAAUGCCACCCACAACUUUUUGAUGUCCGUCUUCAUGCCCCCGAUCCUCUUCUCAAUGACUUCAACAAUUUUUAAUUUAUUCUCUACGGACUCUAGUCGGUUACUUAUAGAUUUCAUAAUCUCCAUAAGGUCCCUAUUCGUAGGUUCGGAAUUGCCACCGUCCGCCAUUUUUGUGACACUAUUUUAGCAUCCACUGGCACAAACACACUAUCACUCAGUUGUGUGUGAACUUUUAUACGCGUGGAUAUGUGUGUGGAAUUUUUAUACGCGUGGAUUUGUGUGUGAAAUUUUUAUACGCGUGGAUUUGUGUGUAUGACCUUUUAUACGUGAGGAUAUUAGCGUGACCUUUUAUACGUGUGGGAUAUGUGUGUGACCUUUUAUACGUGUGGAUAUUAGCGUGACCUUUUAUACGCGUGGAUAUGUGUGUGACCUUUUAUACGCCUUGAUAUGUGUGUAACCUUUUAUACGCGUGGAUAUGUGUGUGACCUUUUAUACGCGUGGAUAUGUGUGUGACCUUUUAUACACGUGGAUAUGUGUGUGACCUUUGAUACGUGUGGAUAUUAGCAUGACCUUUUAUACGCGUGGAUAUGUGUGUGACGUUUUAUACGUGGAUAUGUGUGUGAACUUUCAUACGCGUGAAUAAGUGUGUAACCUUUUAUAAGUGUGGAUAUUAGCGUGACCUUUUAUACGCGUGGAUAUGUGUGUGAACUUUUAUACGCGUGGAUAUGUGUGUGACCUUUUUACGUGUGGAUAUAAGCGUGACCUUUUAUACGCGUGUAUAUGUUUGUGAACUUAAAUACGCGUGGAUAUGUGUGUAACCUUUUAUACGCGUGGAUAUGUGUGUGACCUUUGUUACGCGUGGAUAUGUGUGUGACCUUUUAUACGCGUGGAUAUGUGUGUGACCUUUUAUACGUGUAGAUAUGUGUGUGACCUUUUAUACGCGUGGAUAUGUGCGUGACCUUUUAUACGCGUGGAUUUGUGUGUGAACUUUUAUACGCGUGGAUAUGUGUAUGACCUUUUAUACGCGUGGAUAUUUGUGUGACGUUUUAUACGCUUGGAUAUGUGUGUGACCUUUUAUACGCGUGGAUAUGUGCGUGACCUUUUAUAUGCGUGGAUAUGUGUGUUUGACCUUUUAUACGUGUGGAUGUGUGUGUGAACUUUUAUACAUGUGGAUAUAUGUGUGACCUUUUAUACGCGUGGAUAUGUGUUUGACCUUUUAUACGCGUGGAUAUUAGCGUGACCUUUUAUACGCGUGCAAAUGUGUAUGACCUUUUAACAGCGUGGAUAUGUGUGGGACCUUGUAUACGCGUGGAUAUGUGUGUGACCUUUUAUACGCGUUGAUAUGUGUGUAACCUUUUUUACGCGUGGAUAUUAGCGUGACCUUUUAUUCGCGUGCAUAUGUGUGUGACCUUUUAUAUCGCGGAUAUGUGUGUGACCUUUUAUACGUGUGGAUGUGUGUGUGAACUUUUAUACGUGUGGAUAUAUGUGUGAACUUUUAUACGUGUGGAUUUGUGUGUGAAAUUUUUAUACGCGUGGAUAUGUGUGUGACCUUUUAUACGCGUGGAUAUGUGUGUGACGCUUAUACGCGUGGAUAUUAGCGUGACCUUUUAUACGUGUGGAUAAGUGUGUGAACUUUUAUAAGCGUAGAUUUGUGUAUGAACUUUUAUACGCGUGGAUAUGUGUGUGAACUUUUAUACGCGUGGAUACGUGUGUGACAUUUAAUACAUCAUCGGUUAUGUCCGCGGGGAAUUUUUUUGUGACCUUUCUCCGUCCUCUCUAAUAAGAUUUGUUGAUCAGACGAUUUCGAAUAUAUUUAUGUUCAAGAAAUCGUAACGAAUUUAAUUUUCGUCGAGCAUUCGCUAAAAUGCAUUUCAAUACGUCAACAAAGCGGUUCAGAUUCGGGGUUCUGAGCGGGUUAGCUAUCGUUAGAGACGGCUCGGAUCCCUCGUGUGAUGUCGUCAAGGACACGGAAUCAGUGCUUGGCAACGAGGCCGACUUCGGAGUGUUGUUUGACGUGGACGGUGUUUUGGCGCGCGGCUCUACUCCGCUGACGGCUGCUGUGGAAGGCAUACGUCUGCUCAAGGACGACCAGGGCAACCUGCGAGUUCCGGUCGCCUUCGUGACGAACUCGCGCAACUGCAACCAGGACAAUGCGGCACCGAUUCAGAAAUGGCUCGAUAUUCAGGUGACGCCGGACCAGGUUAUCCACGCGCCGACGCCAAUGAAGCUGCUCACGAAGUUCCACGAUAAGCACGUGCUCGUUAUCGGACAGGAGUACCGAGUAGAGAUAGCUCAUGGACUUGGCUUCACGAACGUGUGCACCCUUGCCGACAUCCAGAAGGCGUACCCGCUGCUGGACAUGGUCGACCACGAGAACCGCAACGUCGUCGCCGUCGGCAAUCAUCCUGAGGACACGCAUUUUCCCGCCGUCGAAGCGGUGCUGCUCCUCGGCGAGCCGAUCGACUGGGAGUCGCAUCUGCAGCUACUGGUUGACCUAAUCCUCACCGACGGGAAGCCGGUGAGCGGCCACGUCCCCACGGACGUGCACUGUGUACGCCAACUUCCGGUCAUCGCCUGCAACAUGGACCUCGUGUUCAUGCAUCAGGCGUGUAUGCCCCGGUUUGGACAUGGCGCGUUCCUUGUAUGCCUCGAUGCUCUGUACAAGAAAAUAACCGGAAAAGAUCUGAAAUACACCGCUCUGAUCGGGAAGCCAUGCGAGAUCACGUACUGCUACGCAGAACACGUCAUCAAUGACGUCGCUAAGCGCAUCGGCAUCAAUAAACCAAUCAGAAAGCCUUCUUUCGUGGGCGACAACCCGGACACCGACGUGUUAGGAGCCAACUUGUAUGACCGGUACCUCCAGCGCAACUGGGCUAACGAAGACAACGGGAACACUGAAGGAAGCACCGACCAUGAUCUUCCGGAAUGCCGGACGAUCCCCAAAGACGCGAAACUCUACGAUCUUACGUGUCGCACGAAGGAGAGCCUUCUUGUCGGUACCGGCGUCUACAAGCCGGACCAGCUGACCGGAAGAGCCGACAGCGUCGACGUGUAUUACGGCCACCGAGACAUCAUGAAUGAACCGGAACUUACCAAGCCAACGAGGUUCGUACCAGACGUGUUCCACGGUAUGCAACAUAUCCUUGUGUACGAGAACUUUGAUCCAAAUGCCGUAGCUCUAGUGGAGGCAUGAAACCUCACAAUCUCCACGUGCUGGGAUUAGGUGACAUUCCAAGUGACGUCAGAUCCAGAAACGUUGUUAUUCGUGUUAUCCCUACGAAAAAGAACAAGUAGACUGGUUAACAUUUCAAAUAUGAAUUUUGUGAGGUUCGGUAAGACGUUACAAACACCUUGCUUACAUAUAUAUUGACUUUAAGGCUUCGUUUUAUUCUUCUUUAUGAGCCGACUCUUCUAGGUCUUCGGGCUCAACCGAUGAUCAGUUACCUCCCUUUAUGUCUACUUGAUCUGAUAUUUAUUAAAAUUUUCACCGGAAAUGGAAAAACAUGUUAUUGCAUUUAUACACAUCAUUUCUAUAUUUAAUAUCAAUGUAUAAUAUAUCUUUGAUAUUGAUCUGUUCAUAACCAUUUUUCUACUUGUUAAAUUUGUAAAAGCGUGCAAAAAAUAAUAAUAAUUAAUUCCAAACAAAUAGCAAUUUUAAAAUUUCAUUACAUUGGACAUAGCCGAUGAUAAAUCACAAUGUUUAAUAAAAAUCAUUUUUCCUGUGGGCAAGAGCCUUAAAAUAAGAAACACAUGUAAAUAAAGAAUUUUUCAGUUGUUCGAACUAGUUAAAUGGAGAACAUAUAUUCAAAACCUCAGAUAUUAAAACAGCUGUUCAAUUUGGCCAUGUUUCUAUCGACGGGCGUGUAUUUCUGUCCACAACAUUGUUAAAGAGUACAUUGUUAAAGAGUAAAUCACACAUUUUUAAGGAGUACUUUCUCCAAAGCGUCGCUUAGGCCUUGCGAAAGGCAAUUUUGAGAUUCUCAUCCCAAUUGAAAACCCCGCACCAACAUUUUAUAUUUCAUAAAAUAAAAAAAAUAAAAAAAUCGGCAA
This is a messenger RNA of Dreissena polymorpha, 4555 nucleotides long. Its product is annotated as haloacid dehalogenase-like hydrolase domain-containing 5. NCBI's taxonomy places the organism in Eukaryota, Metazoa, Mollusca, Bivalvia, Myida, Dreissenidae. The record is from RefSeq and is a predicted model, not a curated record. Gene Ontology annotation, biological process: glycerophospholipid biosynthetic process. Gene Ontology annotation, cellular component: mitochondrion. Bases 2370 to 3698 code for a protein of 442 amino acids. The transcript is spliced from 8 exons.